AUGCAGAAGAUCAAAAACACAAUUGCCGAAAACUUCGGCGGGGCCGCGUCCCAGCUGGGCUCACAUCAGUUCAAGCUGGACGACUGCCCGGACCUGUCGGGGAAGGUUGCUGUCGUGACGGGAGGCAGCGAAGGGAUCGGCUUUGCGGUGGCCUACACACUCCUGAAGCAUAACCUCUCCAAGCUGUAUAUCAUCUCCGUAUCGCGGGAGAUAGCCGAUGGCGCAAAAGCCGUUUUGGCCAAGGAAUUAGGCCAAUCCGCGGCUGACCGCACACUGUGGAUGGGGUGCGACCUUGCUGACUGGUCCCGGGUCAAAGAGGUUGCCGACAAGAUCAAGCGAGACAACGACCGGCUUGACAUCCUCGUCAACAACGCCGGCAGAGGGAUCAUGACCGCGGAGCUGACGUCCCUUGGCGUAGACCGGCACAUGGCCGUCAACCACAUGGGGCAUGUGGUCCUGACGAGUCAUCUGCUGCCGCUGAUGAAGCGUACGGCAGAGCAGGGCAACACCGUUCGCAUCAGCAACCAGUCCAGCAAUAUGCACAACAAAGCGCCCAGCGACACUAAGUUUGCGAGCCUGGAUGAGAUCAACACCGACAUGGGACCGAAUGGGCAGUACGCGCGGAGCAAGCUCGCAGUCCUGCUGUAUGCGCGGUACUUUGCUCGAACGGUGACCAAAAGCGGGCAUCCGAACGUGUUGAUGAACGCGACACAUCCGGGAUUUGUGAGCACCAAGCAGAGUAGGAAAGACAUCUUUGAGGCCUUCCCUGUCGGGGGCUACGCCAUGUCCCACGGCGUUGAGCCGUUCAAAAAGGACCAGUUCGAGGGCUCCGUUCCGACCGUCUAUGCGGCGACCGUGACCAAUGACUCGGGCCAGUACAUCUGUCCUCCGGCCAUCCCCGAGGAGGGCAGUGAACAGUCGCAAAGCGAGGAACUGGCCGAGAGCUUAAUGGAACUGACGAGAGACAUCAUCCGGGAGAAGACCCGGGGCGAGUCAGCCGAGAAGGGCUGUCCGUUUGACGACAUCGUGUUCCAUUGA
Messenger RNA from Chaetomium strumarium, 1038 nucleotides. RefSeq lists its product as uncharacterized. The transcript is spliced from 3 exons. The record is from RefSeq and is a predicted model, not a curated record. Bases 1 to 1038 code for a protein of 345 amino acids. NCBI's taxonomy places the organism in Eukaryota, Fungi, Ascomycota, Sordariomycetes, Sordariales, Chaetomiaceae.